Messenger RNA from Trichobilharzia regenti, 1068 nucleotides. NCBI's taxonomy places the organism in Eukaryota, Metazoa, Platyhelminthes, Trematoda, Strigeidida, Schistosomatidae. The record is from the annotation of a GenBank genome assembly.
AUGGGAGAAAGAAAAGGUACAAAUAAAUACUAUCCCCCUGAUUUCGAUCCGAAUCGUCAUAAAAAUCUCAAUGCGUACCAUGGCACACACGCUCUUCGUCAGCGAGGAAAAAAAGCAGACCAAGGCAUUAUCACCAUUAGAUUUGAAAUGCCAUUCAAUUGUUGGUGUCUCACUUGCAAGAAUCCCAUAGGUAUGGGAGUGAGGUAUAAUGCACAAAAGAAGAAAGUGGGCAUGUACCAUUCUACUCCUAUAUAUCAAUUCACUAUGCCCUGUCAUCUUUGCGCUGGAACAAUAAUAAUGCAAACUGACCCAAAAAACUUUCAGUAUCUGAUUUUGGAGGGCGCUAGGCGUAAAGUGCAACAGUGGGAUCCUAAAGAAAAUGAGCAAAUAGUUACUGCAGAUCACUCCGAGAAGAAGCAGCUCGCCACAGAUGCAAUGUAUCACUUGGAGCAUGAUGUUGCAGACAAAAAGAAGGCUACCGAUGCCGUCCCCAUUAUUCAAGAACUACAAUCAGAUAGGACAGUGUAUCAAGAUGACUUUGCUUUAAAUCAAAUAGCUCGUAAAAAAUUUCGUGAGGCGAAAAAGUUAUCUCAGGAAAUAAUGAUCAAGGAUAAAGCUCUUUUAAAUCGUUUGUCAUUAUCGGGUUCAGAAGUGGAACUGCUUCCUGAAAUUGAUGAAGACACAACUAUGGCUAAAGUUAUACAACUUACUCAUGCGAAACAAAAUGUCAAAUCAGAUGGUUUAAAUCCUACGUCUUUCGUUCACAGUAAAGAUCCGUUCGAAUUGACUCAUAAUUCUACCAAGACUAUAUCAAAUGCUGACAUCGUCAAACGGGCAAAUAAUGUGAUGUUAAAAAGAACACUGAAGACGUCCACAGGUUCUCAUAAACUUAUUAACCUAUGUGAAAAUGUUGAGAAGACCGAGAAAUGUGAUAAAAUUGUAAACCAAAAAAGCGAAAUCAACACACAAAUAAAUUCUUGUAACAACUCGGAUAUAUCUUCUCCUCCACGGGAUUAUCACUCUUCUAGUCACUAUGAUGAUACUUCUGUCGAACUUGUCCGAAUCUGA